Messenger RNA from Apiotrichum porosum, 795 nucleotides. RefSeq lists its product as uncharacterized. NCBI's taxonomy places the organism in Eukaryota, Fungi, Basidiomycota, Tremellomycetes, Trichosporonales, Trichosporonaceae. Gene Ontology annotation, molecular function: oxidoreductase activity. The transcript has 7 exons. Bases 1 to 795 code for a protein of 264 amino acids. The record is from RefSeq and is a predicted model, not a curated record.
AUGCAAGGUGUCGCCCUCGUCACUGGUGGAGCUUCGGGUAUCGGCGCUGCUACCGCGCGCAAGUUCCUCCUCAAGGGUGUGGACAAGGUCACCAUUGCCGACUUUAACGCGCCUCUGCUGGCUUCGUACGCUAAAGACCUCGAGGCCGAGUUCCCCAACGCGCAGAUCCUCCCCAUCGUCACCAACGUUGCCGACGAGAAGGACAUCAAGAAGAUGGUUGACGAGACGGUUGCCAAGUUUGGCCGCCUCGACUACUGCGCCAACUGUGCCGGUAUCAGCAUGGUCCACCCCAUCAACGAGUUUGAGACUGCCUCGUGGGACAAGGUGAUUGGCGUCAACCAGAACGGUGUCUUCUUUGCUCUCCGUGAAGAGAUUGCCCAGAUGCAGAAGCAGGACCUCGUCCCACACCCGGGACGUGAACGCGGUGCUCGCCGCGGUGCCAUUGUCUCAAUUGCCAGUAUCGCCGGUCUCCGCGCCAUGCCCCACAGUGCUGCCUACGUUGCGAGCAAGCACGCCGUCAUUGGCCUGACCAAGACUGCCGCCAUUGAGAAUGGCCCCAACGGCAUCCGCGUCAACUGCGUCGCGCCCGGUAUCAUCAUCACGCCCCUCACCAAGGCCGUCAACGAGGUCAAUCCCCAGUUCCUGCCCAUGGCCACCAGCACGAUGGCCACUCCGCUCUCCCGUGGUGGCCAGCCCGAGGAGGUCGCCGACGUCAUUGUCUUCCUGUGCAGUGACGAGGCGUCGUUUGUGUCGGGCUCGACGUGGGAGAUUGACGGCGCCAUGACCGCCAAGUAG